Molecule: messenger RNA, 606 nt
Organism: Olea europaea var. sylvestris
Lineage: Eukaryota; Viridiplantae; Streptophyta; Magnoliopsida; Lamiales; Oleaceae
Product: photosystem II 10 kDa polypeptide, chloroplastic-like
Exons: 5
Coding region: 46-468 (140 amino acids)
Biological process (GO): photosynthesis
Cellular component (GO): photosystem II; thylakoid membrane; photosystem II oxygen evolving complex
Source: RefSeq, a predicted model, not a curated record
CAUCAAGGACAUUCUUAGGAAGACAGAGCACAAGAAGCAUAGCACAUGGCAACCACAGUCAUGAGUUCACAAUGCCUAAAGCCCUCUCCAUUCACCUUUGAGAAAGUUGCACCAAGAGGAAGAGGGCUCCCCUCACUUGCAAGAACCUCCUCUUUCAAAGUCGAAGCCAGCGGUGGCAAGAAAAUCAGAACCGACAAACCUUUUGGAAUUAAUGGAGGCAUGGCACUUGCGGAUGGUUUGGAUGCCUCUGGCAGGAAGGGCAAGGGAAAAGGUGUUUACCAAUUUGUAGAUAAAUAUGGAGCUAAUGUCGACGGAUACAGUCCCAUUUACAACACUGAUGAUUGGUCUCCAAGUGGUGAUGUAUACGUUGGAGGUACCACUGGAUUAGCAAUCUGGGCUGUCACUCUGGUUGGUCUUCUUGCAGGAGGUGCCCUUCUUGUUUACAGCACAAGUGCUUUGGCACAGUAGACCAGUAUUUCAGCAAUUAAAAUGUCCAAUCUAGCUUGUAUCAAGAAACUUUAUAGAACAAUAUUUUGUGGAUUCUUAAAUCAUCUGUAAUAUGUAAUACUUUGUUAUGGAUGUUCUGUGUAUGGUUGCACUUUUCUU